UAUCCCCCUUUACUUCAGCCACCGCCACCUCCGCCGCCGCCGCCGUCGCGUCGACGUCGUGUCUCUGUAGUUGAAGUUACAGGCACUGCAAAAACCUGCAAAAAAAAAGAAAGGCUACUGUUCUUAUUUCUGUGUCUUUCUUUGUCCCUUUGACCCUUUAAUUUAUUAGAAAUUAAAUUGUAGAGAGAGAGAGAGAGGAAGAGAGAGAAAGGGGCCGGGGGUGGGUAUGUUGGAGACGGUGAAGUAUUUGAUGGGGACGGCGGGUCCGAGCGGGUUCGGGUCGAAAUCGACGGCGGAGGAGGUGACGGGGGAGCUCCGCCGCGUGACGGCGAUAAUAACGGGUGCGACGUCGGGGAUCGGGGCGGAGACGGCGCGCGUGCUGGCCAAGCGCGGCGCGCGGCUGGUGCUGCCGGCGCGUAGCUUAAAGGCGGCGGAGGAAACGCGCGGCCGGAUCGUGGCGGAGUUUCCUGACUCGGAGGUCAUCGUUAUGGGACUCGACCUUAGCUCGCUCGACUCGGUCCGCCGGUUCGCCGCCGGUUUUUUGUCCCUUAAUUUGCCGCUCAAUAUUCUCAUAAAUAACGCGGGGAAAUUCUCGUACGAGCAUGCGGUGACGGAGGAUGGAGUCGAGAUGACAUUUGCUACAAAUUAUUUAGGGCAUUUCUUAUUGACAAAAUUGCUGGUGAAGAAAAUGGUGGAGACAGCAAAGGAGAGUGGUGUGCAGGGGAGAAUAGUGAACGUGUCUUCCAGCAUUCACAGCUGGUUUUCAUCAGGGGACAUGCUUUCUUACCUUUCCAAAAUUACCCUCAACAAGAGUGAGUACGAUGGGACACGUGCGUAUGCUCUGUCGAAGUUGGCUAACGUUUUGCACACCAACGAACUUGCCCGAAGGCUCAAGGAAAUGGAGGCAAAUGUGACAGUGAACUGUGUUCAUCCUGGGAUUGUAAGAACGAGGCUUACUAGGGACCGUGAGGGACUAAUUACAGAUUUAGUGUUCUUUUUGGCAUCGAAACUCUUGAAAACCAUACCUCAGGCGGCUGCGACGACAUGUUAUGUCGCCACCGACCCGAGGCUGGCCAAUGUCUCCGGGAGAUACUUUUCCGAUUGCAACGAGGGAUCAACAUCGAAACUUGGAUCGAGCUCGGCUGAAGCUCUAAGGCUUUGGACAGCUUCGGACAUCAUGGUCUCAUCGGAUUGUCAUAUUCGCGGCGGCGUAUUGUCUGAACAGCUUUAGAGGAAUCGAAAAAUAUAUACAUACGUAUAUAGGGAUAUAUAUAUAUAUAGAUAGAUAAAAGGGUUUGAAUUAUUUAAUAUGAGAGUAGAGUUGUGAAAAUUUUCCAAUAUAUAUAUAGAUAUAUGUGUAUGUAUUAUACGUAUGUAAUUUACUGAGUCUUUGUAUAAUAUACAUACAUCAACAUGUGCUUAA
Andrographis paniculata is the source of this 1423-nucleotide messenger RNA. Its product is annotated as short-chain dehydrogenase TIC 32 B, chloroplastic-like. Bases 227 to 1231 code for a protein of 334 amino acids. The transcript has 7 exons. NCBI's taxonomy places the organism in Eukaryota, Viridiplantae, Streptophyta, Magnoliopsida, Lamiales, Acanthaceae. The record is from RefSeq and is a predicted model, not a curated record.